Coniosporium apollinis CBS 100218 is the source of this 609-nucleotide messenger RNA. RefSeq lists its product as uncharacterized. The transcript has 2 exons. The coding region runs from base 1 to 609 and encodes 202 amino acids. NCBI's taxonomy places the organism in Eukaryota, Fungi, Ascomycota, Dothideomycetes. Gene Ontology annotation, biological process: cellular response to oxidative stress. The record is from RefSeq and is a predicted model, not a curated record.
AUGGCAUCCACCAAACCAUUCAUGGAGGCGGUCAAGGAGCGCCGCACCUACUACCAGAUCAACAACAAAGCCACCGUCUCCGAUGAUCGCAUCGAAGAGCUCGUCAAGGAGGCCGUUCUCCACGUUCCCAGUUCCUUCAACUCGCAGUCCGCGCGCCUAGUCGUGCUCCUGAAGAAAGAGCAUGAGACAUUCUGGGAGAUGGUUAAGGAAGUCCUGAAGCCGCAGGUGCCAGAAGAGCAGUUCCCCAAGACCGAGCAGAAGCUCGACGGUUUUAAAGCCGGCUACGGAACCAUCCUCUUCUUCGAAGACCCCAAACCCGUCAACAACCUUCAAACCGCCUUCCCCCUCUACGCUCAGCAUUUCCCGCAAUGGUCCGAGCACACCUCGGCGAUGCACCAGUUCACGCUGUGGACGGCGCUCGAGGCCGAGGGCAUGGGCGCCAAUCUGCAGCAUUACAACCCGAUCAUUGACCAGAAGGCGCAGAACCACUGGAACGUGCCGCAGGAGUGGAGCUUGAAGGCGCAGUUGGUGUUUGGAGGCCGCGCGGGCGAGCCGGGCAAGAAGGAGUUCCAGCCCGUGGAGGAGAGGAUGUUUGUUUAUGGGAAGUAG